AUGUUAGGUAUCUAUAUACUUCCGCAGCGGGUGGAUGACUAUGAACGCGUUGUCAACCGAAUUCGCCAGUUGGGUGCUGUGCAUUGCGAAGCCAAAGAGGAUGCGAAUAUCUUGCUCACCGCGCUGCGCGCACCGAGACGAAUUGAGGCGCAUACGAGCGAAGAUGAUCGGUUGCACAAGCCUAUCCUUGCCGUGGCAUGGCUUGACGCUUGUGCCGACGCUGGAAUUAACGUGGAUUUGCGCCCCUUUGCAGUGUAUCCCUUGUCCGACGCGUACAGCCAUGCACAGAAACGCGAGUCAUUUCUGCAAAGUGCCGGUGCAUGCGUGCCGACCACGCCCUGGUUUAAACGCGCACGCCUCGCCUUUCCUCAAACACCUCUAACGCCCGUCGUGCACGGCACACUGGAUCCUCCCGACGAGCUAGAUGAUAGAGAGGCGUGGCGUCAUGCACCGCCGUGGACUAACACCGAGUAUGCCAUUUUUCGGCCAACGCCCCUGCAAAGCGCGCUGCACCAGCCGCUCGUCGACACGCUGCAACUCUUGCGCCAGCACCGCCGUCUGACCAACGAUGCACACAGCGAGAUGGCGUACAUGCGCGCGGCAGCCGCAGUGAAAGCCGUGCCUUUUGCCCUUGAACCCAUGCCCGUCGAGCAGCUGGUACAAGUGAAAGGCAUCGGCGCCAAGAUGGCGGGUUUGAUCCGCCAGUUUUACACACUCGGCACGAUCGCCGAGGCAGAUACGAUCCGUGCCGAUGCUGCCAUCCAGACCAUGCUCGCAUUUACUUCGUUGUACGGCAUUGGUCCUAAGCUGGCCGAAAAAGCAUACAAUGAGGGGUGCCGCACGCUGCAAGACCUGACAAGCAGAAAAAAAACCGCGCUCGCUGCGCACCUUGGCCCACGCGAAUCGCUUGCGCUGCUUCCCGAUUUAUCGCAGUCCAUACCCCGCGAAGAAGCCGAAGCGAUCGCCACGCACGUUGUCGCGCUUUUGCGCACAUUUCUUUCCCAUGUACAGUACACAAUUGCCGGUAGUUUUCGGCGCGGCGCUCCCCAGUCCAACGACGUCGAUCUCGUUGCGACGUACGACGCGAGCGAGCUGCAAACACCUGCGCAAAUUCUGCAUACGCUCGUCGAUGUACUGCGCGCUGUCCCGUGCAUUACACACAUUGUUUCCGUUGCGCGCCGCAAAGGCGAGAGCGACAAUGUACACGUUGCACAGCUUGUUUACCGCACCAAGCCCACCACACUCCAUCGCCGCCUUGAUAUUGUGAUGGCAAGGCGCAUGCAAUACGGCGCCGCGCUACUGGGCUGGACAGGCAGCGUGCUUUUCGAGCGCGACUUGCGCCGCUGGGCGCGUCUGCAAGGGUACAAUGUACGUACGCACAAACUCACCCAGUUUUCCGCCACGGGACUCGUACGGCUGGCGGACCAUGUUUUAAUGGACACGCCCACAGAGGCGAGCAUCUUUGCAAUACUACAUUUGCCCCGCAUUCCACCACGGUUGCGCAACGCCGACUAA
This is a messenger RNA of Malassezia vespertilionis, 1515 nucleotides long. Its product is annotated as DNA-directed DNA polymerase. The record is from RefSeq and is a predicted model, not a curated record. The coding region runs from base 1 to 1515 and encodes 504 amino acids. Gene Ontology annotation, cellular component: nucleus. NCBI's taxonomy places the organism in Eukaryota, Fungi, Basidiomycota, Malasseziomycetes, Malasseziales, Malasseziaceae. The transcript has 3 exons. Gene Ontology annotation, molecular function: DNA-directed DNA polymerase activity; DNA binding. Gene Ontology annotation, biological process: double-strand break repair via nonhomologous end joining.